AUGAAGACCGCCAUCAUUUUUGUCCUCGCCAUUUUGGCCAUCGCCAAUUUCGCAUCAGCCGCCGAAAAAACCGUCGAUAAACUUCAAAUUGGCAUCAAGAAACGUGCCGAGAAUUGCGAACAAAAAUCGAGAAAAGGAGAUCAAUUGCACAUGCAUUAUACUGGAACACUUCUCGAUGGAACAGAAUUCGAUUCAAGCAGAACUAGAAAUCAAGAAUUCACCUUCACUUUGGGACAAGGAAUGGUUAGUGAUUUUUUUGAGCAUUAUUUAAUGAAAAAUUCGAAUUUUUAGGUCAUCAAGGGAUGGGAUCAAGGUCUUUUGAAUAUGUGUGUUGGUGAACGUCGUAUUCUCACAAUUCCACCACAUCUUGGUUACGGAGAACGUGGAGCUGGAGAGAAAAUCCCACCAAACUCUGUGCUCAAAUUCGACGUCGAACUCAUGAAAAUCGACAGAUCUGAUGAAUUGUAA
Caenorhabditis angaria is the source of this 468-nucleotide messenger RNA. NCBI's taxonomy places the organism in Eukaryota, Metazoa, Nematoda, Chromadorea, Rhabditida, Rhabditidae. The record is from the annotation of a GenBank genome assembly.